AUGGUAUCCAGCACUUCACUACGUUCGCCUCAGAAGACCUGUGGCCUAUUUGACAUUGGCUUCGCUGGUGGCGACGCUGACGUCACCAGCCUGGAUUUGAAUGCUCCAACUGACAAUCUAUUUUCACUGAAUUAUCUCAAUUCUGCAAGCUUUGCCACCUCAGACACACCUGCUGGAGGUGAGGCUUGUGCAGAUGGAAAGCUAGAGAGUUUCCAGCAGUUCACCAUGGACACUUUUGACAUGUUGGAUCCUCUAGCAGACCUUGAGACAGACCAGCUCAUGGAUGACAGUCUGGAGGCAUUCAUUAAUCUGGAUCAGUUUCUCUUGGGGGACACAUUCUUAGAUGAUAUCACAGAUGUGAAAUUUGCAGAUGUGCCCACAGUUGACAACAACAUGACUCUCCCAACAGUGGACACAGAAUUUUUCCUACCUCAAGAACCGAAUGCAUCAAAAUCUAGAAAAAGGAAAGCAGAAUCCGAAAUUGUGACAGCUAAACCAUUUAAAACCAGUAUGUUUGAAAUUCCAGUGUGUGAAAAGAUUGUGAGAGUAGAAGUCAACCCCCAGAUUGACCAUGAUUACACAGCCAAGCAUCGAAAAAUGUCUGUCACAUCAGAAAAUACCUCAGAAUGCCGCACUAACAGUGAUAACAUCAGCACAAAUAAGUCUGUUGUUGAGGCUAUAAGCAUGCAGGAAUCAUGCACAAGCUCAGAUAGCAUGUUCUCAGUAGCAGAUGACACUACUGCAGAUAAACACACCAUGAGAAGGAUCAAAAAUAACGUUGCUUCUAAAAAAUCACGAGAGCAGCGUAAACAAAAGUUGUCUGACCUUGACCAGGAGGCUGAAAUGUUAGUCCAGGCAAAUGAGCAGCUUCGACGGAAGAUCCUGGAGCUAGAAAAAGCAUCCAAAGAAAUGAAGGCUAUGUUAGUUUCCAAAAUGAUUGGCAAAUAA
This is a messenger RNA of Candidula unifasciata, 948 nucleotides long. The record is from the annotation of a GenBank genome assembly. Lineage: Eukaryota; Metazoa; Mollusca; Gastropoda; Stylommatophora; Geomitridae.